Prunus armeniaca (apricot) is the source of this 1593-nucleotide messenger RNA. Lineage: Eukaryota; Viridiplantae; Streptophyta; Magnoliopsida; Rosales; Rosaceae. The record is from the annotation of a GenBank genome assembly.
AUGAAAGAGUAUUGGACUUCUUUGGCCUCUUUGCUAGGCGUUUUAGCCUUCUGCCAGAGCCUCCUCCAAACAGUUUUCCCACCAGAGCUUCGCUUCGCCUUCGUGAAGCUCUUCAACAAGAUCUUCCACUGGUUCUCCUCCUACUACUACUUCGACAUCACGGAGAUCGACGGCGUCAACACCAACGAGCUCUACAACGCCGUCCAGCUCUACCUGAGCUCCACCGUCUCCAUCUCCGGCACCCGCCUCAGCCUGACACGUGCCCUCAACUCCAGCGCCAUCACUUUUGGGCUCUCUAACAAUGACUGCAUGGUGGACGCCUUCAAUGGCGUCACCGUCCUCUGGGAGCACGUGGUCACGCAGAGGCAAUCCCAGACGUUCUCAUGGCGGCCAUUGCCGGAGGAGAAAAGAGGCUUCACUCUGCGCAUCAAGAAGAAAGACAAGUACGUCAUUCUCAACAGUUACUUGGAUUUCAUAAUGGACAAGGCCAACGAAAUUCGAAGGAAAAACCAGGAUCGGCUUCUGUACACAAAUUCGAGAGGUGGGUCGUUGGAUUCUCGAGGCCAUCCUUGGGAAUCUGUGCCCUUCAAGCAUCCAAGCACGUUUGACACAUUGGCUAUGGACCCAAAGGUGAAGAAGGAGAUUAUGGAUGAUCUCAGGGACUUUGCCAAUGGCCAAGCCUUUUACCAGAAGACAGGGCGCGCUUGGAAAAGAGGGUACCUUCUGUAUGGCCCUCCAGGCACUGGGAAGUCAAGCAUGAUUGCUGCAAUGGCUAAUUUUCUUGGGUAUGAUAUUUAUGAUCUUGAGCUCACUGAGGUGCACACCAACUCUGAGCUGAGGAAAUUGCUGAUGAAGACAAGUUCCAAGUCUAUUAUUGUGAUUGAGGAUAUAGAUUGUUCAAUUAAUUUGACUAACAGGAAGAAAAACAAUGGUGGUGAUGGAGGAGCUUCUGCUAGGACUUAUUAUGAUUCAAUGGAAAUGAGAGGAGGUGGAGGUGGUGUUUCAGUUCCUGGAGAAGAAGGUGGUGGUGGAAAUUCAAUUACACUUUCUGGGUUGUUGAAUUUCACUGAUGGGUUGUGGUCUUGUUGUGGGAGUGAGAGGAUUUUUGUGUUCACAACCAACCACAUUGAGAAGCUUGACCCUGCAUUGCUGAGAAGUGGAAGAAUGGAUAUGCAUAUAUUCAUGAGCCACUGUUCAUUUCCAGCGUUGAAGAUUCUGCUGAAGAACUAUUUGGGGUAUGAGGAGGGUGAUUUGGAUGAGGAGAUUGGGAAGGAGUUUGAAGGGGUUUUGGAAAAAGCUGGAAUGACACCAGCUGAUGUGAGUGAGGUGUUGAUCAAGAACCGGCGCGAUAAGGGCAACGCCGUGAGGGAAUUGUUGGAGGCAUUGAAGGCAAGGGCAGAGAAGAACAAUGCAGGGGGUGGUUCAAGGGACAAGGUUAAUGGAGGCCAUGAUUUGGAGGAGGAGGAGGAAGAAGAGCAGGAGAAGAGGGCAUUGGAGAGCCCUAAAGAAGAAGGUUGUGACUUUGUUGAGGACAGCUGCAAGAAAGGUGAUGAGAAGGAUCCGAAAGAAGAUAAUGAGAUCAUAGAAAAAUGA